Molecule: messenger RNA, 1485 nt
Organism: Mesorhabditis spiculigera
Lineage: Eukaryota; Metazoa; Nematoda; Chromadorea; Rhabditida; Rhabditidae
Source: the annotation of a GenBank genome assembly
AUGAGCCUGUCCCGAGCUGCCUGGCCCACCACGAAGCGCCACGUUUUCGGCGUCUUCUCGCGGGCUUACAGCUCCACCCAAGAUGCCGACCUCGUCGUCAUUGGCGCCGGCCCGGGCGGCUACGUGGCUGCGAUCAAAGCGGCUCAACUGGGCAUGAAGACUAUCUGCAUCGAGAAGGAGGCCACCCUUGGCGGCACCUGCUUGAACGUCGGCUGCAUCCCGUCCAAGUCGCUGCUCAACAACUCGCAUUUCUACCACAUGGCCAAGCACGGCGAUUUGGCGAGCCGAGGAGUUGAGGUCGAGACAAAGCUGAACCUGCCGAAGAUGUUGGCCGCCAAGGAGGGAUCCGUCAAAGCGCUCACCGGAGGUAUUGCCCAGCUCUUCAAGGCCAACAAGGUCGGACACAUCAAUGGACACGGAACGAUCACUGGACAGAAUCAGGUUACCGUCAAGAAGAACGACGGCUCGAGCGAGGUGGUGAACACGCGCAACAUUCUUAUCGCUUCCGGAUCGGAGGUCACGCCCUUCCCCGGAAUUACGAUCGACGAAAAGACCAUUGUUUCUUCUACCGGAGCCCUUUCCCUGAAGGAGGUCCCCAAAAAGAUGAUUGUUAUCGGAGCCGGUGUCAUUGGACUUGAAUUGGGAUCGGUCUGGCAACGAUUGGGAGCCGAGGUGACGGCCAUCGAAUUUUUGGGCAGCAUUGGAGGAGCCGGCAUUGACCAGGAGGUCGCUAAGAAUUUCCAGCGCUCCCUCACCAAACAGGGCUUCAAGUUCAAGCUGAACACGAAGGUGAUGGGCGCCACGCAAAACGGCAGCGAAAUCAGCGUCGACAUCGAGGGCGCCAAGGACGGCAAGAAGGAGCAGCUCUCUUGCGACGUGCUCCUCGUCUCUGUCGGCCGACGCCCGUACACGAACAACCUCGGCCUCGACUCGGUCGGCUUGACCCUGGACAACCGAGGCCGAAUCCCCGUCAACGAGCGCUUCCAGUCGAAGGUGCCGUCGAUCUACGCCAUCGGCGACGUCAUCGAGGGCCCGAUGCUUGCGCACAAGGCCGAAGAUGAAGGAAUUCUCGCUGUCGAGGGUAUCGCAGGCGGUGCCGUGCACAUUGAUUACAACUGCAUCCCGUCCGUCGUCUACACCCACCCCGAGGUCGCCUGGGUCGGCAAGGCCGAGGAGCAGCUGAAGAGCGAGGGAGUCGAGUACAAGGUCGGCAAAUUCCCGUUCGUCGCCAACUCCCGCGCCAAGACCAACAACGACCAGGAGGGCUUCGUGAAGGUGCUGGCCAACAAGCAGACCGACCGUCUGCUCGGCGUGCACAUCAUUGGGCCGAAUGCCGGUGAAAUGAUCGCCGAGGCGACGCUGGCUUUGGAGUACGGCGCGAGCGCUGAGGAUAUCGCCCGCGUCUGCCAUCCCCACCCGACGCUCUCCGAGGCCUUCAGGGAAGCCAACUUGGCCGCCUACUGCGGCAAGGCGAUCAACAGCGUC